CUUCCGUGGAUUUGAGCAGCUUGUCUUUCGUCGUGUCCAUGUACCCGCUGAUGUUCGGCGACAUGUCCUUCGUCAUCACCACCUACCUGGCCGUCCAGAAAGCGUGCUGCGUGGUCAUCCCGUUCCGUUUCAAACACGUGUUCACAAGAAAACGAUCAAUCGCCACUGUCCUUAUCAUCGUCGUCAUCGUCUUCGUCUACUACUCGCCUAUCUUCGUCACGAUGAUCCGGGACAUGCGACCCUUGCUCUCAACCCAGACGAACAGGACGAAGCUUGUUUUAGUGCUCUCCCCUUCCGGAAGAGAUCUUCUGCGCAUGUUCCGCGUGGUCAACAAAACCACGCUGCCCCUUGUGACGCAAUCCAUCGUCCUGAUCUGCCUGGUCUUGUUAACAAUUCACCUCAAGAAAUCUGCCCACUUCCGGAAGUCGUUCAACUCCAAAUCUUCCUCCGC
This is a messenger RNA of Lymnaea stagnalis (great pond snail), 451 nucleotides long. The record is from the annotation of a GenBank genome assembly. NCBI's taxonomy places the organism in Eukaryota, Metazoa, Mollusca, Gastropoda, Lymnaeidae.